This is a messenger RNA of Marmota flaviventris (yellow-bellied marmot), 2337 nucleotides long. RefSeq names its product paternally expressed 10 (gene Peg10). Gene Ontology annotation, cellular component: cytosol. The record is from RefSeq and is a predicted model, not a curated record. Gene Ontology annotation, molecular function: nucleic acid binding; zinc ion binding. Lineage: Eukaryota; Metazoa; Chordata; Mammalia; Rodentia; Sciuridae.
AAGCGGGUUUUGAAAACAAAGAGAAGAAGGGGUGCAAGAGGGGGCCAGGAUCCAGGCCUCCACCCCCACAGAAGUGAAGCAACACCUGGGAGGUCUCCUCCCACACCAACCGUCACCCUGGGUCCCGACUGCCCACCGCCUCCCCCUCCCCCUCCCCCCAACAACAACAACAACAACAAGCCCAGCGGCCACAAGAGCCCCUGCGUCCCAAACAUGACGGAACGCAGGAGGGAUGAGCUCUCCGAAGAGAUCAACAACCUGAGAGAGAAGGUCAUCAGGCAGUCCGAGGAAAACAACAACCUGCAGAACCAGGUGCAGAAGCUCACAGAGGAGAAUACCACUCUCCGUGAGCAAGUGGAACCAGUCCCUGAGGAUGAUGAAGACGACAUUGAGCUCCAAGGUGCUGCAGCGGCUGCUGCCCCACCCGCUCCAAUUGAGGAAGAGUGCCCAGAAGACCUGCCAGAGAAGUUUGAUGGCAACCCCGACAUGCUGGCUCCUUUCAUGUCCCAGUGCCAAGUCUUCAUGGAAAAAAGCACCAGAGAUUUCUCAAUUGAUCGUGUCCGUGUUUGCUUCGUGACAAGCAUGAUGACCGGCCGUGCUGCCCGUUGGGCCUCUGCCAAACUGGAGCGAUCCCACUACCUGAUGCACAACUACCCCGCCUUCAUGAUGGAAAUGAAGCAUGUCUUUGAAGACCCUCAGAGACGAGAGGCCGCCAAACGCAAGAUCAGACGUCUGCGCCAGGGCAUGGGCUCUGUCAUCGACUAUUCCAACGCUUUCCAGAUGAUUGCCCAGGACCUGGAUUGGAAUGAACCUGCCCUGAUUGACCAGUACCACGAGGGUCUCAGCGACCACAUUCAGGAAGAGCUCUCCCACCUCGAGGCCCCCAAGUCGCUGUCGGCGUUGAUCGGCCAGUGCAUUCACAUUGAGAGAAGGCUGGCCAGAGCUGCUGCUGCUCGCAAGCCACGCUCCCCACCCCGGGCGCUGGUGAUGCCUCACGUGUCAAGCCACCACCAGGUAGAUCCCACCGAGCCCGUGGGAGGUGCCCGCAUGCGCCUGACCCAGGAAGAAAAGGAAAGACGCCGUAAGCUGAACCUCUGCCUCUACUGUGGAAACGGAGGUCACUACGCCGACAACUGUCCUGCCAAGGCCUCAAAGUCUUCACGCGGGAAACUCCCCGGCCCCGCUGUAGAGGGACCUUCAGCGACCGGGCCGGAAUUAAUAAGGUCCCCACCAGAUGAUGCUUCAUCUCCACACCUGCAAGUGAUGCUCCAGAUCCAUCUUCCGGGCAGACACACCCUGUUCGUCCGAGCCAUGAUCGAUUCUGGUGCUUCUGGAAACUUCAUUGAUCACGAAUACGUUGCUCAAAAUGGAAUUCCUAUAAGAGUCAAGGACUGGCCAAUACUCGUGGAAGCAAUUGAUGGGCGCCCCAUCGCAUCGGGCCCAGUUGUCCACGAAACUCACAACCUGAUUGUUGACCUGGGAGAUCACCGCGAGGUGCUGUCAUUUGAUGUGACUCAGUCUCCGUUCUUUCCUGUCGUCCUGGGGGUUCGCUGGCUGAGCACACAUGACCCCAACAUCACUUGGAGCACUCGAUCCAUCGUCUUCGACUCCGAAUACUGCCGAUACCACUGCCGGAUGUACACUCCAAUACCUCCCUCGCUCCCACCACCAGCACCACACCCGUCACUCUACUACCCAGUCGACGGAUACAGAGUUUACCAACCAGUGAGGUAUUACUACGUCCAGAAUGUGUACACUCCAGUUGAUGAGCACGUCUACCCAGAUCACCGUCUGGUUGACCCCAACAUAGAGAUGAUACCUGGAGCGCACAGCAUUCCCAGUGGGCACGUGUACUCCCUGUCUGAACCUGAAAUGGCAGCUCUCCGAGAUUUCGUGGCGAGAAAUGUGAAGGAUGGCCUCAUUACCCCAACCAUUGCACCAAACGGAGCCCAAGUUCUCCAAGUCAAGAGGGGGUGGAAACUGCAAGUUUCUUAUGAUUGCCGAGCUCCAAACCAUUUCACCAUCCAGAAUCAGUAUCCUCGCCUAUCUAUUCCUAAUUUGGAAGACCAAGCACACCUGGCAACCUACACCGAAUAUAUUCCUCAAGUACCUGGAUACCAGUCGUACCCCACAUACACCACGUACCCGACCUACCCAGUAGGAUUUGCGUGGUACCCAGUGGGACGAGAUGGUCAAGGAAGAUCUCUCUAUGUACCUGUUAUGAUCACUUGGAAUCCACAUUGGUACCGCCAGCCUCCGGUGCCGCAGUAUCCGCCACCGCAGCCGCCGCCGCCGCCGCCGCCGCCACCGCCGCCUCCAUCUUACAGUACCAUGUGA